Actinia tenebrosa (Australian red waratah sea anemone) is the source of this 1969-nucleotide messenger RNA. RefSeq lists its product as uncharacterized. Lineage: Eukaryota; Metazoa; Cnidaria; Anthozoa; Actiniaria; Actiniidae. Gene Ontology annotation, molecular function: G protein-coupled receptor activity. Gene Ontology annotation, cellular component: plasma membrane. The record is from RefSeq and is a predicted model, not a curated record. Gene Ontology annotation, biological process: G protein-coupled receptor signaling pathway.
UUUUGCUUUGGCAAUUUUCAAUUCAGUUUUGCUUCCUCAAAGAAGAAAUUUUUCAAAUCGAGUAUACUGGCUGAUCAAACCUCAACACCGACAAACUGGGAACUUGAUAAGUAAACCGUUUGUUUCGGAUGUAACGACAGAUGAAGAUUAUCUAAUUUGGAGUGGCGUCAAUCAUCAAAAGAACGAGCUAAAAAAAUGUACACCUGAAGCGAAGCAGGAGCCAAGUGAAGCCACGGAUUGUUCUACUGCUGUUAACUUGUGGACUCUUAUCUUAUAGAGGAGAAAACAAGUGGUGAAGUAGUUAUCGGCAACCGAAAAAGUUCUGUAUUCUUCUCAAAAUACAAACAGUAGGUACAGUUUUAUUCCAAAGGCACCAUGGGAUUUGAAUUCGGAGUAGACCACUGUCAAAACAUCAAAGCACCCUUCGUUUUAUCCAUCACCUCGUUGGUUGUUACCAGUCUCCUCACCAUCAUCACAUUACCAGGCAACCUACUCAUCUGUAUUGCGAUGAUGAGGAAUCCAAAUAAGGAACUGAGGACAACGUUCAAUUAUUUGUUGCUCAAUGUUGCUGUAUCGGAUCUCGUCAUUGGUGCGGUCACUGAUCCAAUAUUUGUGUCAUUCCAUACAAGAGAAAGCCUUGGUUAUUCAGUUACAGCUUGGUACAUUCCCCUACACAUGUCAUUCUUCAUCGGAUGCACUGCCUCACUUUUGAGUAUCGCCAUGUUAGCAGUGGAGCGCUCCAUCGCAGUCGAGUCAAACUACCACAGAAAAAUACAGAAAGGUCGAGUGAUGAAGAUGUCCAUCGCCAUCUGGAUAUUCUCAGUAGUAUUCCCCUGUAUCUACUUUAAAAUCGGGUAUUUCAAGACAGCCUUCACUUUCUCCAUCUUCAUGGUAGUUGUCACUUCUGUAAUAGUGACGGCGUUCAUCCGUAUUCAAAGCAAAUUACGACGUAACAAGGUCGUGGUGGAAGAGCCCAACGACGUCAAUAACAGCAGGAGGCAGAUAAAAAGGAAGCGAGCGGCUUACGAGCGUCGUGUUACAAACAUAUUCAAAGCGAUUCUCGUUUAUUAUGGGGUUUGUAACCUUCCUGCAUUCGUGUUCAUCAUGAUCACCAACCUUUGCUCCUCCUGCGAAUGUGACGUAAUUCACUGGUCACGUGACUUUCUUCAAGUGUGUAUCCUGAUCAAUUGCUGUGGCAAUCAGUUCCUGUACGCUUGGAGAAUGAGAUGCUUCAUCCGUGCUUUUAAAUCACUGGUGAACAAAUCUGUGUCCACUGAUGAAUCGAAUCACCAUCAUUCGGAUCAUCAUCAUUCUGAUCAUCAUCAUAUUGGUAAAGAUGAGCCUGUGAACCAAUGAAUCGCAACUGUCCUCCUGUUACUAGCUAACUACCUUCCACACGACUGGCCAAUCAAAGCGAGUGAUCAUUUUCGUUCCCAGACGGUACUCAAUAGCCAAAUCGUAGGCUCUGGGAAACCCUACUGACCGGAUGCCAGAAACUUGCGACCAGGUUAUCAAAGCGCAUGCUCUUUCUCAGGCUUGGAGUGAAAUGCUGGCUCAACCUUUCUAACGGCUUGUUUACGUCUUCUAAUUUGUAAAAAGUUAAUAUGCUCGAAAAUGAAAUAAGGAUUCGAUUCAAGCUUCGAAGAUAUAUAUAACCGUUUUGUCGAUUUGGCUGGCUUGGUUUCUGUUGGUAUGUUUGUUUAUCCGGUUGACCAAUCAGAGUUCGUUGAUAUGUUUUUCUCGAAAGCCAAUGAAAUUCGAUAGAAUUUCAGGGUAUACUAGAGCCUCCGAGGUUCGCUAUGAGGAGGCUCUGGGUAUGAGAAUGAGCAAUGAUUUGGAAGACAAGUGAUUGUCAAAAUAAGCAACCGACCAUGCCAGUGACAUUCAGAGGCCGUCAGUGAUCUGCCAAGACAAGUGUUUGUAACUAAAUGAGUGAUCAUAUCAGUACACACGGGUGCUUUCAUCCUAC